AUGGGUCUUGUAGAAAGUAAGAUUCUCCUUCAGAAGCUGCAAAAUAUCUGCUACGAGGCAGAAACGCAAGGCUCCACUCGGAUAGAUGUGAUCUUGCGGGAUACAGAGACGAUUCAACUCCUCAAGUCUUCGUGGACAUACAUUCCCGAAGAUGCUCGAAGAAUCAUCGUUGGGAAUCCUUUGUCUCACGAUACUCGCAUCACCAACGGCAACACAGCAAGAAAGCCCGCGAAGCGUUUGAAAUCAUCACAACCCCGCCCGCCUCGCAAAAGAAGAAAUGCCACAAAAGCUCAAAUUUGCCUUUCCAGUUCCAUCUCAAGUAAUAUUUCCCGUUGGGCGAAAAAUCCAUCUGAUUUCUUCCUCAAUGCCGAUGAGACAAUUGCCGACUUUGAGGCGCCUGCUCUGAGCUUCUUUUAUCGAAGUCUGUUACACUGCGAGCAUCGCAUAGACAAUGACUUGAUUCGAUCGCGGUUCCUGAAGGUUCUCUUUUCCAAGCUGAAACAUAAAUUAGGUCUAGAAAGGCUUCAUUCACACAGUUCGGAAAUCCUCGCCAACAUCAUUUUAGAAUCUUCGUUAGUGGGCCAUGAUCAAGAUGAUAUCAAGGAGAACAUUACGCAAUGGUCAAAGGAAGGAAGCAAGAUCGAUAACCUGUGCCGUGACAUUGAUGAUAGUUCUGAUGAUGGGUACCGGUAUCUUGGGGUUUUAUUCUACUUGCCAGGAGAUGUUGGAAAAGAAUAG
Messenger RNA from Penicillium canescens, 738 nucleotides. RefSeq lists its product as uncharacterized. The record is from RefSeq and is a predicted model, not a curated record. Bases 1 to 738 code for a protein of 245 amino acids. NCBI's taxonomy places the organism in Eukaryota, Fungi, Ascomycota, Eurotiomycetes, Eurotiales, Aspergillaceae. The transcript has 2 exons.